Molecule: messenger RNA, 1112 nt
Organism: Molossus molossus (Pallas's mastiff bat)
Lineage: Eukaryota; Metazoa; Chordata; Mammalia; Chiroptera; Molossidae
Product: dehydrogenase/reductase SDR family member 4
Exons: 8
Coding region: 13-852 (279 amino acids)
Biological process (GO): retinal metabolic process
Cellular component (GO): peroxisome
Molecular function (GO): carbonyl reductase (NADPH) activity
Source: RefSeq, a predicted model, not a curated record
ACCACCGGCGCCAUGCAUAAGGCGGGACUGCUGCUGGGCGCCUGUGUCCGGGCGUGGAAGUCAUUGCGGAUGGCCAGCUCCAGGGUGACGCGCCGGGACCCGCUCGCGAACAAGGUGGCCCUAGUAACGGCCUCCACCGACGGGAUCGGCUUCGCAAUCGCUCGGCGUCUGGCCCAGGACGGGGCCCACGUGGUGGUCAGCAGCCGGAAGCAGCAGAAUGUGGACCGGGCAGUGGCAGCGCUGCAGGGGGAGGGGCUGAGUGUGACUGGCACUGUGUGCCACGUGGGGAAGGCUGAAGACCGAGACCGGCUGGUGACCACGGCUGUGAAGGCUUAUGGGGGCAUUGACAUCCUGGUCUCCAAUGCUGCCGUCAACCCUUUCUUUGGAAACCUAAUGGAUGUCACCGAGGAGGUGUGGGACAAGAUUCUGGAGAUUAAUGUGAAGGCCACAGCCCUGAUGACAAAGGCAGUGGUGCCAGAGAUGGAGAAACGAGGAGGCGGCUCCGUGGUGAUUGUGGCCUCCCUAGCAGCCUACACCCCAUUUCCUGCCCUGGGCCCUUACAAUGUUAGUAAAACAGCCUUGCUGGGUCUCACCAAGAACCUGGCCAUAGAGUUGGCCCAAAAGAACAUUAAUGUGAACUGCCUGGCACCCGGAAUCAUCAAGACUAAGUUCAGCCAUGUGUUGUGGAUGGAUGAGGCAAGAGAGGAGAGCAUAAAAGAAGCCCUACGGAUAAGAAGGAUAGGCAAGCCAGAGGAAUGUGCAGGCAUCGUGUCUUUCCUGUGCUCUGAAGAUGCCAGCUACAUCACUGGGGAAACAGUGGCAGUGAGCGGAGGGGCCCCAUCCCGCCUCUGAGUACCUGGAGAGAGCCCACCAGGGCAGAGAUUGGGCUCCAACUCCUGGUCUGGUUCCAGCACUCAUCAACUAGCCUUUCCCACCUCUGCCUAUCAUACACGCCCCCAAAAUCAGUUCUGCCCUAUGGCAAGAUCCAGCCUUCCUGGCCAUCAAAGUUUGGUCUUAUGAGGAUUCCAGCUGUUGCUGUAGCCUUGGAUAAAGGCUUCCCCUGAGGACACAGGGCAGGCCUGCUGAGAAGGCUGCGUCUACCUCAGCAAAGA